This is a messenger RNA of Zasmidium cellare ATCC 36951, 1323 nucleotides long. RefSeq lists its product as uncharacterized. The record is from RefSeq and is a predicted model, not a curated record. The transcript has a single exon. Gene Ontology annotation, biological process: maturation of SSU-rRNA from tricistronic rRNA transcript (SSU-rRNA, 5.8S rRNA, LSU-rRNA). The coding region runs from base 1 to 1323 and encodes 440 amino acids. Gene Ontology annotation, cellular component: Pwp2p-containing subcomplex of 90S preribosome; small-subunit processome. Gene Ontology annotation, molecular function: snoRNA binding; protein binding. Lineage: Eukaryota; Fungi; Ascomycota; Dothideomycetes; Mycosphaerellales; Mycosphaerellaceae.
AUGGCGGCCGCCAGCGACAGAGCCCGCUUCUACCUGGAGCAGUAUGUGCCCGAGUUGCAGGAGUCCGAGCAGAAAGGCAUCUUCACCCGCGACGAAAUUUCGGCCAUCACCAAGAAGCGAAGCGACUUCGAGCACACUCUGAAUGCGCGAGGUUCUACGACCGCCGACUACGCCCGCUAUGCGACCUACGAGAUGAAUCUGGACAGUCUGCGCAAGAAGCGGUGCAAGCGAUUAGGCGUCAAGUCAACCACGUUCAGCGGCCAGCGCACCAUCUUCUUCAUCCUUGAUCGCGCGACCAAGAAAUUUCCCAGCGACAUGGGUCUCUGGAUGCAAUACAUCAACUAUUGCAAGAAGGAGAAGGCGAACAAGAAGCUGAGCAAAGUCUUCACCGCUGUGCUGAGACUGCAUCCGCGCGACUGGAGUCUGUGGGUGCUGGCUGCGAAAUACUAUGCCGAAGCGCAAGGAGACAUGAGCACCGCGCGGUCGUUCUUGCAGAGAGGACUGCGAUUCUGCAAGGAUGAGAAGAAGUUGUACUUGGAGUACGCGAAGCUCGAGAUGGUAUAUCUCGCCAAGUUGUCGGCAAGACGGAAGAUCUUGGGUCUGGACGGGAGCCGGGAAGAGAAGCAAGAAGACGAUGAGAACAUGAUUGCUUUGCCCACCAUCACUGCCGAAGACAUCGACCCAGAUGCCGGCAAGGGCAUUGAGGAAGUUGAUGAGAAUGCACUGAAGCGAUUGGAAACCGCACCUGCAUUCUCUGGCGCCAUCCCCAUCGCCAUCUUCGAUGCUGCCAUGAAGCAGUUCCAUCAGAAUGCGCCUGAAGUGGCCGAGGCCUUCUUCGAUCUUAUCUCGUCAUUUGACAAUGUGCCUUCAACGACCACCAUACUGCAGCACAUCCUGGAUUUCCUGCACUCUGCCUGGCCAUCAUCUCCCGAAGUCGUCGUCUGCGACGCCAAGCUUCAAUUCUUCGCCAUUGAUUCGCAAUCGCCAGAGUUCCCAGCAGCUCUGAGUAAAGCACUUGCAUCCGUCAAGACUGGCCUUGACAAAGCCUCGAAGAAAGAUCGUCUACGACUUGCAGAGAGGGCGAUUUUCUUACUGUUGCCAUAUCUUGACACAGCUUCAGAAGGAUCCGCAGCAGUAGAUGAAGACAUUGUCAAGGUUCUGGAGGCGAGUGUCAAGCGGUAUCUUCGUAUCGCAGCAGAAGCCAAGCCCAAACCGGGUCGAAAGGUGGGACCAGCAGCUAUGAUCGAGCAGGCUCUGAAGAACGGCGACGAGAUGCAAGCGAGUUUACUGGUGGGGUUUGCCUCAGAUCUGGGGCUGAGAUGA